This is a messenger RNA of Meleagris gallopavo (turkey), 1192 nucleotides long. The record is from RefSeq and is a predicted model, not a curated record. NCBI's taxonomy places the organism in Eukaryota, Metazoa, Chordata, Aves, Galliformes, Phasianidae.
GCUUCAUCUCUCACCAUGAGUCAAAAGAACAGGAAGGUGGUCGAUUACUCCCAGUUUCAGGAAUCAGAUGAUGCUGAUGAAGAUUAUGGGAGAGAUUCAGGUCCCCCAUCCAAGAAAAUCCGCUCAUCUCCCCGAGAGGCUAAAAAUAAGAGGAGAUCUGGGAAGAAUUCUCAGGAAGACAGUGAGGAUUCAGAGGAAAAAGAUGUGAAGACUAAGAAAGAUGAUUCGCACUCAGCAGAUGAAGAUUUUGGCAGUGAAGAUGAUGACUUAGGAGCAGAUGAUGGCAAAGCUGACAGUGACUAUGAGAGUUCUCAAAAAAGCAAAAAAGGAAAGAAGGCCAAACCAGAUAAGAAUAAGAGAGCCUCUAAAACCAGGAAAAGGCCUGCAGAGGACAGCGAGGAUGAGAAAGAAGACCACAAAAACGUGCGUCAACAGAGACAGGCAGCAUCCAAAGCAGCUUCCAAACAACGAGAGAUGCUUAUGGAUGAUGUGGGUAGUGAGGAGGAAGAACAAGAGGACGAUGAGGCACAGUUUCAAGAGAAUUCAGGAAGCGAUGAAGAUUUUCUCAUGGAAGAUGAUGAUGAUAGUGACUAUGGCAGUUCAAAAAAGAAAAAUAAAAAGGCCUCCAAGAAGUCCAAACCAGAGAGGAAAGAAAAGAAGAUGCCAAAGCCCAGGCUAAAGGCUACAGUGACUCCCAGUCCAGUGAAAGGCAAAGGGAAGGCAGGCCGCCCCACAGCUUCCAAGACAACAAAAGAAAAGACCCCAUCCCCCAAAGAAGAGGAUGAAGAGCCUGAAAGUCCUCCAGAAAAGAAAAAAUCAGCCAGCCCUCCACCAGAGAAGUCAGGGGAUGAGGGAUCUGAAGAGGAAGCACCCUCUGGUGAAGAUUAAAUGGCAGUUGAGGAUAUCUUUGUUAAAAAAGAGAGAAAAAAGGAAAAAGAAAACAUACUUAGGGGUAGAACACGGUUUUGGCUGUGGCUUGACUCAUGGGCUUUGAAUGCUGUCUUUACUUUCAGCUGUUUAAUACAGUGUAUCCUUUUUUUAAUAAGAGGAAACCCUCAUACAGUAAUAUUUUGAAGUCACUGUUCUCUGUUGGCCAUUCCGUUCUCCCUUCCCCUCCAAAUCCAAAAGCCAUUUGAGACAAAUUAACAGACCAUUUGAAUAUAUAUAUUUUUUUUCAAGGGAUACUGCAGUU